AUGGAUCCUCCUCCUGAGUAUCGAUUUUCGUUACCUCCAUAUUGCAUGGCCAACCGCACAUAUCGAACAACGAGAACUGGGGAUGUCAUGGAUGAACGUCUGCCUGGAAACAGCAACGUCAAGCGGUGGGACGGCGCUGCACGGGCAUGCGCCGAUUGGGACAGCCUCCGUCGUGAUCCCGAACUGUGGUUUCGAGGUGGGAAUUGCUUCGUUCACCUCUAUGGAAAGGGCCAGUCUCGACGCGGCCCAGCAUUCAAGGUGCCGUUUGGUGGCUUGCUGUCGGCCAAAUGUCACCCGUUGAUCCAAAGAUUCAUCGCGCGCGACAUGCCUGAGUCGCCCGGAUCUCUCUUCGACCCGUACGAUGACCUUGAUCAAUGGCAUUAUCUGAACCCUACCCGCAAAGUCGAUCUCUACAUUCCAGCGCCGCCUGCAGCCAACAAGCAGGACGCAUUCCUCUACCAUUUGGCAACCCGCAACCUAUUCGCUUGGGUUUUCAAUCGUUCGGUUGUCGGGGAUCACUUGGGCACCGCCCUAAUCAACCUGUUGAGCAGCAUGUCUGAAUUCAGAAACGAUGAUGAGGAUCAUGUCGGUGACCUAUUGGAUUAUCUGGACGAAGAAGGAUAUCUUGACAUACGCAACCAGCCCAUCCACGCACUCGCCCUGCUGAGAAUGGCUGAGACAUUUCAGAUCAGAGACAUUUUCACUGAUGCGUUCUGCCACUGCGUUGGAAUGAGUGACCGUUUGCCCUCAACCCCAGAGUGGCAGCUUGUCAGUUCACCAACAAGACGAUCUAUACGACGCGCAAAAGCCGACAUGGACGCCAGACUCAACAAAGCCAGCUCGAUGCUGCGUACCUUUCUCGAAGACGAGCUUUCUGAAACUCAUCUAGGCCUCCCUGCUGGAGGUCGAGCUCACAUGGAGCGAUUCCGCUCUUUCCUUCUCUCUUUUUACAGCACCAAGCUCGGAUACUAUCCGCCAACGCCGGCCGAUGGCCGGAGCUCAGCAUUUGAGCCCGAGAUCUAUCGCAUCAUGUGCGACGAUUUUGAGGCGCUAUACGAACUGCUUGUAAACGACGAUUUUACUUCAGCCGGAAGCAUCCCGCUCCUUGCUCAAGGCGGCAUCUGCGCGGUUCAGAGUGUCCACGCCUUCGAUGCACGCUACGAUUUCAAGUCUCUCGACCACCCCCUGCCGCUGCUUCCUGAAGUUCCGACAACGCCCACCAGCCGGAGGAUCCCGUGGCUGUCACGCAGUGAUAAGCUCAAGCCCGACAAUCGACUUGUCCUGCAUGCCGCCCAGGUCAAGGCUUCGAACCACGGCAAAGUCGACAUAUUGCGGAACGAUCUCGUGCGCGCCUACCGCAAGUUCGAGGAGCAGUCCGUGGCGCCUCUCACCAAGGUGGACCGCAAUGAAAAGAUCAGCCUGGUAGACGUGCGAAAGGUGCGAUGGAUUCUGGUAUACGCCAUUUACCAGGUGCUCCGCAACUGCACCGACGUUCCCGAUGAGGUCAACGACAUUGAUGCGGACUACAACCUGGCCGUGUCGCCGGAUUACCUCCCUUCUUGGAACGAGGAAAAUGGAGUCCUCGGCUACCAAUCCAACAGCACCAGUGCUAUCUCAUCUUCCGCAGUUUCAAUGUGCAGUCCGAGUGCAAUGGCGACGCCGACCGAGUUCAAGAUUGAGCCGGACAUCGACUACUUCACCAUUCACCGCGACGAAGAGAAAAAGGAGAACAGAAGAUCAAUGAUAUCUCGUGUUAAGAGCACGCCUCCUCGUGCCCUGAGCAUUGGCAAAAGUAUUUCGCGGAAUAGUACUCUUCGGCGAUCCAUUAGUAUUUUCAAAGGCUUCCACGGCCCGGCGGAACCAACAGAACCGACUCCCAGAAAGUCAUCGUAUCACGAGAUUGUGGUCCAUGGCUAUGGCAACGGUACCAACUCGGUUAACAUGAACGCCAUGGUCAAGACACCAUCGCCAAUCUUGAUGAUUCCCCAGGUUUCCACGGCAGCUAGAGCCCUGUCGACAUCAUCGAAGAGCAGUAUCGAGUCGACCGCCGACAGCAACGGUGGCUCUGUCGACACCGCAGCAUCGUCGGCCCCUCCGACAAGCCCGAAGGCUGCACUCGCAAUUCCUGCGGCCGCGCCAAACGAUGAAAACUCACCCCCCAUCCUCAGUCCGAUCCCGAUCCGGGACCGUCGACGAGAGGUGCUGUCUCUCAUGAUCCCGACGGCUCCCGCGAUCCCGAUCCCGCCUCGGAGACGGCCUGUGAGCGUGGCACCCGAGACUUUCGGGUCAAACUAUGCGGUCGACUAUGAAGCCCUCGUCGAGGAAGAGCGCGAACGCGCCGCCCUCUCGCCCGCGCCGCUGCGCAUCCGCAAAAGCCUGCUUGGCCCGUUCUCGGCAUCGGCGUCGCACCUACCGCGCGACGCCAAUGCCUGGCAGCCGUACGUCGGCGACGAUUCGGCGGCGAGCGCGAGCGACGUGAGACCCAUGUGGGAGCAGUUCAACGACCUCGGCGGCCUCAUGGCGCCUGUGGCGGUCUCCAUGAGGGCGUGA
This is a messenger RNA of Verticillium nonalfalfae, 2550 nucleotides long. RefSeq lists its product as uncharacterized. Lineage: Eukaryota; Fungi; Ascomycota; Sordariomycetes; Glomerellales; Plectosphaerellaceae. The transcript has 3 exons. The record is from RefSeq and is a predicted model, not a curated record. Bases 1 to 2550 code for a protein of 849 amino acids.